AUGGGUUCGUCAAUGUCGAAUCCAACACGAGAUCCAUCUCAAAUCCGGAGCAUUUCUGCUCGCUGGAUUGCUACUGCAGAGUCUAGUGAAGUUCUGGAAAACCACAUCCUUUGUAUUGAGAAUGGGCGAAUUCGUGCGAUAUUACCAAAAACGCAAUUUGGCGGCGAGCCAGAUCUGCAUUUGCCAACUCAUAUCCUAAUUCCAGGCUUGGUUAAUGCUCACACUCACACCCCGAUGUCAUUACUGCGGGGUUAUGCCGAUGACUUGCCAUUGAACGAGUGGCUGUUUGAGCACAUUUUUCCAACCGAAGGUAAGUUCGUUUUUGAGGCGCCAGUGGAUGAAGCCAAAGAAUUUGUGAGACGUGGGUCUGAGCUGGCAUGUUAUGAAAUGUUGAAAACCGGGACGACGAUCUUCAACGACAUGUACUUUCACGGCGAUGCUACCGCCUCUGUCGCUCGCCAGGCUGGAAUGAAGGCAGUUCUAACACAAGCUGGUUUGCUGUAUUUUGGAGACGAUGCUGCUUUCAGCGCACUGGUGAAGCAAAAUGUAGACUUUUGCUCAGCGCUAGCUCCAGACUCACACGUUCGACCAUCACUGUUGCCCCAUUCAGUUUACAUGGUGCCAGAGGAGAAACUGCAGGAAGCCAAAGCAGCAUAUGAUGAAGCUUGUAGCGGAACUCAUGUGGUGAUACACACACAUCUCCACGAAACAAAGAAGGAAAUCGAGGAUCUCUUUGCAAAAACUGGAAAGUCGGCGAUGGACGCCUUAGACUCACUUGGCCUAUUGAAUUCUCGAACGGUUGCAGCGCACUGCGUUCACAUGACGGAUGAUGAGAUCAAGCUCAUGGCAGAAAGGAAGGCCAAUGUGGCGCACUGUCCUAGAAGCAAUCUCAAGCUGGGAUCAGGUAUUGCUCGUAUUGCUGCAAUGUUAGAGGCAGGAGUCAAUGUUUGUCUUGGAACUGAUGGUGCAUCCUCCAACAACACUUUGGACAUGCUCACCGAGAUGCAGUAUGCAUCGAUGAUCGCAAAAGGAAGCACUGGGGAUCCAACGGUGUUGCCCGCCCAUGAAGUCUUGGAAAUGGCCACCAUUCGUGGUGCUCGAGCCUUGGGUUUAGACAAGGAGACUGGAUCUCUGCGGGUUGGAAAGGCGGCAGAUCUUGUAGCUGUUGACCUUGGAAGCAUUGAGGCUUCACCUAUCUUUGAUCCCUUGGGCCAGCUCAUUUACACGAACUGUAGACAGGUGAGCCACGUUUGGAUUGAUGGCCGGAGUGUGGUGUACGAGGGAAAGGUUCUGACGCUUUCUGUGGACUUGACUGCCACGGGAGAUGAGUCUGAGCUGGAGACAGGCCUGAAAUUGCCUUUGACUCCAAAUGCUGCGAUCUCAGCACAGCAGAGCCCAGCAAAAGCCUUCCGAUUUCUGUGGAAAGUAGACGUGGGCCGCAUUUGGGCGUUGGAUUGUGCUGGGCAGUCAAAGUUGCUGACAGAGCUGCUAGGUUUGGAGGCUGCCCACCCUCCAGUUGCUCGAAGGGAGAUCAUCUGUGACUUCCACUUGUUCAACCUCAGCCAUGCCAAGAUGCUGUGCUUGACACAGAGGCAAGGGGCAGUCUUCCACGCCAUCAUGGCUGUCAUUCUGGAUAUGAUGGCCGGCUGGAACACAGACAGGGAUUCACAGGGUGCAACUGCUGCAGAGUGCUUCAAAGAAUUCCAGCGGCUACUCCUCAACCAUUCCGUGAAUGACCCCCCCAAACGCUUAAUGAUCUUUGGAGGGGCGCAGGCUCGCCGAUUGACGGACUAUACCUCUGGCACUUUGUUCAAGCAUUUCCUGUUGUACCAGUUCUGCGCCCGAUGUGAACGAGACGUGGAGACGUUGCGUUUCAGCGUUGAGGUGGAGAGGCCAAUACUUCCGCCCGCGUUGGCAAACGCCAGGCAGAAGCCAAGUAGAAGGCCACAGCAGACUCCUGAAAAUGCAGACGAUGGAACUGGUGCCAGCACUGAGGAGAAAACAGCCGGAGGUGCUGGAGAGGACCUGUCUGAAGAGAUCCAGAAGGUCGUGGAGGAAAAACUUCGCAUGACUGAAGCAAGACUGGAG
Messenger RNA from Cladocopium goreaui, 2088 nucleotides. The record is from the annotation of a GenBank genome assembly. Lineage: Eukaryota; Dinophyceae; Suessiales; Symbiodiniaceae.